This is a messenger RNA of Sinocyclocheilus anshuiensis, 2352 nucleotides long. Its product is annotated as alpha-2B adrenergic receptor-like. Lineage: Eukaryota; Metazoa; Chordata; Actinopteri; Cypriniformes; Cyprinidae. Gene Ontology annotation, molecular function: alpha2-adrenergic receptor activity; epinephrine binding. The transcript has a single exon. Gene Ontology annotation, cellular component: plasma membrane. Bases 101 to 1621 code for a protein of 506 amino acids. Gene Ontology annotation, biological process: G protein-coupled receptor signaling pathway. The record is from RefSeq and is a predicted model, not a curated record.
AACACCUAAACGAAAUUAUUAAAUUUAUUCUGCCCACAUUUGGAUUACUAAUAGAGAAGGUUAAUCCACGUGUAUUCUCAGUUGCCGCGCUGUGGCAGUCAUGGCAAGCUCGUGCUCGGCAGGCAUGGGUCUGCAUGGCCACAACAUCAAUGGCACUGGAGGCACGUCUUCACCGAUUUGUAACCAGAGUAUGUUAAAACCCCCUCCUUACACUCCAGAAGCCACAGCAGCCUUUGCAACAGCCAUCACAUUGAUGAUUCUUUUUACAAUUGUUGGCAAUAUUCUUGUCAUCAUCGCUGUUUUAAACAGUCGCUUGCUCAGAGGACCCCAGAAUCUCUUCUUGGUCUCCCUUGCGGCUGCAGACAUUUUGGUGGCCACCCUCAUCAUCCCAUUUUCACUGGCCAAUGAACUGAUGGGCUACUGGUAUUUCCGCUCCGUAUGGUGUGAGAUUUACCUGGCGUUGGAUGUGUUGUUCUGCACUUCGUCUAUAGUACACCUGUGCGCUAUCAGUCUAGACCGCUACAUGUCUAUCUCACGUGCUGUCACGUACGGCGCACAGAGGACACCCAAACGCAUCAAAUGUGCCAUUUUGGUGGUGUGGCUGAUCUCAGCAGUCAUCUCCUUCCCACCACUACUCUCCAUGAACAAGAACAAAGGUGAUGCAGGAGGGCUGCCACAGUGUGAGCUCAACAAUGAGCGCUGGUACAUCCUGUACUCUACUAUCGGUUCCUUCUUUGCUCCUUGUCUGAUUAUGAUCUUAGUCUACAUGCGGAUCUACCAGAUCGCCAAGCAGCGCACACGAUGUCCACCAGGGGAGCCCCACAAAGAGGUCCCAGCCAAUGUGGCAACCCCUCAGCACAAGGUCCACAUGGAGGGUCUACAAAACGGAAGGGGAGAUGAAACGCCCUCUACCUUGCAGAAAAAACCCAGGCCUCCGACUCUGGCCGUGUCCGAAGUGGAGUCCAUCCAGCAGGCGGCGAGCCCUCCAAUCUCCAACAAACAUCUGCAACCCCCUUUGACAAUCCUGACACUGACCACGCCGUGCCCCUCCCCGUCUCCUUCGAAUUCAUCCAAAAUGGCUCCUAAUAAACCUAAAGAGGGGAAAAAGGCGAAGAAGAACAUGAAACAGCCUGACAACAAUAACGGAGAGAGCAUGAGCUCUGACUCAGACACUGAGCAAGGUGGGAGGGGGUUAGAGGUCCCUUGUACCCCGAGCAUGACACCCAGUGGCAUCCAUUCCCCCGCCACCAUCCAGAAAUACAGAGACAUGAUCGCCACCACCAAAGGUGCCAAAUUGGUGACCCGGAAGACGAAGCAGGAAGGAACGCCCAACUCCGCACGACGCAAAGCCAUGGUGAACCGAGAGAAGCGCUUCACCUUUGUGCUGGCGGUGGUAAUUGGCGUCUUUGUCAUCUGCUGGUUCCCUUUCUUCUUCUCAUACAGCCUACAAGCUGUGUGCCCAGAGACGUGCACCCUGCCAGAGCCACUCUUUAAGUUCUUCUUCUGGAUCGGCUACUGCAACAGCUGCCUCAACCCAGUCAUCUACACCAUCUUCAACAAAGACUUCCGCAGAGCCUUCAAAAAGAUUCUCUACAAGAACACCAAAGGCACAUUCUUCUGAAACUCCUGAAGUGGAUCAUCUCAUCAGACAACAAACAUACGGCUAUUCAGAACACAGACUUCAGAAAAAGAUGAAAAGAAGCACAAUAACAGUGCUGUUGCGAUGUAAGCGAAGGGCUUUUUGUGCUGCCCGGUGAACUGAGGACACCAUGCUACUCAAAUGACUCUUUCUUUGUCCAGGUUACCGCCUCUGGCAUUGGAUUCCUGGUAUUUGUGCUAUAAAAUGGGGCUAAUCCAAAAAUAUUCACAGACACUGACAAAUCAAAGCUGAAAACAAAAGAAUUUACAGGGACUAUCGCACACCUGCAAGGACAAGCCACAUGGAGGUCAAUACGAAGGUUAUUGUAUUUUUUUUUUCUCAUUUCUAAGAACACCAGGCCUUGGGGAUACUGCAUACAUGGAUUUCUCUAAGGAUUUUAGAGGUACACCAUUCAGAAUCUUUACAUACAGUUUUUCCAUGCUGAUUGGUUUACCAAUGCCUACACAGCAUAAUUUCUGAGGAACAAAGACAUGAAAAGCUCUUGUGGAAAUCCUUGCCAGGGGCAAUGUGUAGGAAAGAGGUGACGCAAGUUUCUCCGAUCAAACAUUAAGGCUUCUAGUUACAGACCCCCCUCUAGAGUAGGACCAUUGGGGAGUUUUUCUGGCAUUCUGUGAUGCUGAAAGUCUCUGUGAAUACAGAAUACCUGCCAUGGAUGGAAGCCUUUCUUUCUCUUUCCAUCUUGGACAGGUUGG